Salvelinus fontinalis (brook trout) is the source of this 4219-nucleotide messenger RNA. RefSeq names its product PRELI domain-containing protein 1, mitochondrial-like. The record is from RefSeq and is a predicted model, not a curated record. Gene Ontology annotation, biological process: phospholipid transport. Lineage: Eukaryota; Metazoa; Chordata; Actinopteri; Salmoniformes; Salmonidae. The transcript has 6 exons. The coding region runs from base 169 to 804 and encodes 211 amino acids. Gene Ontology annotation, molecular function: phosphatidic acid transfer activity. Gene Ontology annotation, cellular component: mitochondrial intermembrane space.
UCGUUAUUCUUGACCUUCCCUUUCAAUUGGCCGGAAUCAGUCUGUCGUGUAGCUGCAAGCUACAUUCUUCUAAAAGUAGUAGAAAAUGCACUUAUCUCCGCUGUAAAUGGUAUUGCCAACGAGGUAUUUACCAAAGUGUACAUAUAAAGUCGUCUUUUUACGGGAACAAUGGUGAAGUACUUUGCCUGUGUGGGUCUUCUGAAAAGUUCCUGGGACCAAGUCUGCAUCGCUUUCUGGGAGCGAUACCCCAACCCCUACAGUAACCACGUCCUGACGGAGGACAUCAUCUUCAGGGACGUAACUCCCGGUAACCGUCUGGUCUCUAGGCGACUGCUGACCAAAACUAACCGCGCCCCUCGCUGGAUGGAGAAGUACCUGCCGGUUACCAUGGCCAGGCACGCCUACAUCAUCGAGGAUUCCAUCGUGGACCCCCAGAACAGAACCAUGACAACGCUGACUUGGAACAUCAGCCACGCACGCAUGAUGUCUGUGGAGGAGCGCUGUGAGUACAGAAUUAACCCUGACAACACCAGCUGGACGGAGAUUAACAGAGAGGCCUGGAUCUCGUCUAACCUCUACGGGCUCUCCAGAGCUAUACAGGAAUUCGGCCUUGCCCGGUUCAAGACCAGUGUUACGAAGACCAUGAAAGGGUUUGAAUACGUCCUGGCCAAAAUGCAAGGUGAGGCCCCCUCCAGGACCAUGGCUGAGCAUGCUACAGAGAGGGCCAGGGAGACGGCUCUGGCAGCCAAAGAGAAAGCUAAAGACCUGGCCUCACAGGCUCACAAGAAACAACAGUAUGUCUGAGCUGCCGGUGUAGGGUGAAGUUUCCCCUAGAUGCUGAUAUGGUUAAGAUUAGGAUUGGGGGCAGGGGAAUCUGAUCCUAAGUGUCUUCCUAGAAACUUUAUCCUGGAGCCUGAGGUGCCGGUGGGAGGAAGUAGACAUUGGCCCAUGUCAGACCUGCCUGGAUUCAAAGACUAUUCAGGAAUAAUUUCAAGUACUUUAUCUGGGAUCGAUUUUGAAGUAUGCCUGGUACAAUGGAACCAAUAGAAUACUGAAAAAACCCUGCUCAUUUGGCACUCCAGGCAGACUCAAGCAAUUACAAAAAAGUAAAUAAAUAAAAAUGUUGAAUAGUAUUUGAUCCCAGAUCUGUUUGGCCCUAACUACUUGUCCAGAGUCAGAUCUUAUUUCCCCCCCCCCUUAAUGAUUACAUUUGGAGGUAGGGGAAUCUGAUCCCAGAUCUGUGAUUAGGGUUGCAAAAUUCCGGUAACUUUUCCAAAAUUCCAAGUUUUUCCAGAGAUACCAGUUGGAAGAUUCCCGGAUCAAGAGGUAAUACGCAUGAAAUCUGAAAUCCUCCAACCAGAAUUUCUGGAACAUUUCUGGAAUUUUGUAAAUGCUUUGGUAAUGUUGCUCCACUAGGUUUGACUGAGCUAGGGCAUGGACCGUUCAAGCUUGAUUUGGUAAUGUUGCUCCACUAGGUGUGACUGAGCUAGGGCAUGGACCGUUCAAGCUUGAUUUGGUAAUGUUGCUCCACUAGGUGUGACUGAGCUAGGGCAUGGACCGUUCAAGCUUGAUUUGGUAAUGUUGCUCCACUAGGUGUGACUGAGCUAGGGCAUGGACCGUUCAAGGUUGAGGUGGUAAUGUUGCUCCACUAGGUUUGACUGAGCUAGGGCAUGGACCGUUCAAGGUUGAGGUGGUAAUGUUGCUCCACUAGGUGUGACUGAGCUAGGGCAUGGACCGUUCAAGCUUGAUUUGGUAAUGUUGCUCCACUAGGUGUGACUGAGCUAGGGCAUGGACCGUUCAAGGUUGAGGUGGUAAUGUUGCUCCACUAGGUGUGACUGAGCUAGGGCAUGGACCGUUCAAGCUUGAUUUGGUAAUGUUGCUCCACUAGGUGUGACUGAGCUAGGGCAUGGACCGUUCAAGCUUGAUUUGGUAAUGUUGCUCCACUAGGUUUGACUGAGCUAGGGCAUGGACCGUUCAAGCUUGAUUUGGUAAUGUUGCUCCACUAGGUGUGACUGAGCUAGGGCAUGGACCGUUCAAGCUUGAUUUGGUAAUGUUGCUCCACUAGGUGUGACUGAGCUAGGGCAUGGACCGUUCAAGCUUGAUUUGGUAAUGUUGCUCCACUAGGUUUGACUGAGCUAGGGCAUGGACCGUUCAAGCUUGAUUUGGUAAUGUUGCUCCACUAGGUGUGACUGAGCUAGGGCAUGGACCGUUCAAGCUUGAUUUGGUAAUGUUGCUCCACUAGGUGUGACUGAGCUAGGGCAUGGACCGUUCAAGCUUGAUUUGGUAAUGUUGCUCCACUAGGUGUGACUGAGCUAGGGCAUGGACCGUUCAAGCUUGAUUUGGUAAUGUUGCUCCACUAGGUGUGACUGAGCUAGGGCAUGGACCGUUCAAGCUUGAUUUGGUAAUGUUGCUCCACUAGGUGUGACUGAGCUAGGGCAUGGACCGUUCAAGCUUGAUUUGGUAAUGUUGCUCCACUAGGUGUGACUGAGCUAGGGCAUGGACCGUUCAAGCUUGAUUUGGUAAUGUUGCUCCACUAGGUGUGACUGAGCUAGGGCAUGGACCGUUCAAGCUUGAUUUGGUAAUGUUGCUCCACUAGGUGUGACUGAGCUAGGGCAUGGACCGUUCAAGCUUGAUUUGGUAAUGUUGCUCCACUAGGUGUGACUGAGCUAGGGCAUGGACCGUUCAAGCUUGAUUUGGUAAUGUGGCUCCACUAGGUGUGACUGAGCUAGGGCAUGGACCGUUCAAGGUUGAGGUGGUAAUGUUGCUCCACUAGGUGUGACUGAGCUAGGGCAUGGACCGUUCAAGGUUGAGGUGGUAAUGUUGCUCCACUAGGUGUGACUGAGCUAGGGCAUGGACCGUUCAAGCUUGAUUUGGUAAUGUUGCUCCACUAGGUGUGACUGAGCUAGGGCAUGGACCGUUCAAGCUUGAUUUGGUAAUGUUGCUCCACUAGGUUUGACUGAGCUAGGGCAUGGACCGUUCAAGCUUGAUUUGGUAAUGUUGCUCCACUAGGUGUGACUGAGCUAGGGCAUGGACCGUUCAAGCUUGAUUUGGUAAUGUUGCUCCACUAGGUGUGACUGAGCUAGGGCAUGGACCGUUCAAGCUUGAUUUGGUAAUGUUGCUCCACUAGGUUUGACUGAGCUAGGGCAUGGACCGUUCAAGCUUGAUUUGGUAAUGUUGCUCCACUAGGUGUGACUGAGCUAGGGCAUGGACCGUUCAAGCUUGAUUUGGUAAUGUUGCUCCACUAGGUGUGACUGAGCUAGGGCAUGGACCGUUCAAGCUUGAUUUGGUAAUGUUGCUCCACUAGGUGUGACUGAGCUAGGGCAUGGACCGUUCAAGCUUGAUUUGGUAAUGUUGCUCCACUAGGUGUGACUGAGCUAGGGCAUGGACCGUUCAAGCUUGAUUUGGUAAUGUUGCUCCACUAGGUGUGACUGAGCUAGGGCAUGGACCGUUCAAGCUUGAUUUGGUAAUGUGGCUCCACUAGGUGUGACUGAGCUAGGGCAUGGACCGUUCAAGGUUGAGGUGGUAAUGUUGCUCCACUAGGUGUGACUGAGCUAGGGCAUGGACCGUUCAAGGUUGAGGUGGUAAUGUUGCUCCACUAGGUGUGACUGAGCUAGGGCAUGGACCGUUCAAGCUUGAUUUGGUAAUGUUGCUCCACUAGGUGUGACUGAGCUAGGGCAUGGACCGUUCAAGCUUGAUUUGGUAAUGUUGCUCCACUAGGUUUGACUGAGCUAGGGCAUGGACCGUUCAAGCUUGAUUUGGUAAUGUUGCUCCACUAGGUGUGACUGAGCUAGGGCAUGGACCGUUCAAGCUUGAUUUGGUAAUGUUGCUCCACUAGGUGUGACUGAGCUAGGGCAUGGACCGUUCAAGCUUGAUUUGGUAAUGUUGCUCCACUAGGUUUGACUGAGCUAGGGCAUGGACCGUUCAAGCUUGAUUUGGUAAUGUUGCUCCACUAGGUGUGACUGAGCUAGGGCAUGGACCGUUCAAGCUUGAUUUGGUAAUGUUGCUCCACUAGGUGUGACUGAGCUAGGGCAUGGACCGUUCAAGCUUGAUUUGGUAAUGUGGUCGGGAGGCUUCGUAUGACUUCCGGCGCUUCCGGAGGCAUGCAGUCUAAAUCAAACUCUGUAACGCAUCGCCAUGCGCCUCUCAAAUGUUGUAACAAUGCAGAGAGCUCUGUAUAGCUCCGCGUUGACAUGAUUGGUUGACGGUAAGCGGGGGGGGG